Molecule: messenger RNA, 1059 nt
Organism: Aspergillus niger
Lineage: Eukaryota; Fungi; Ascomycota; Eurotiomycetes; Eurotiales; Aspergillaceae
Exons: 2
Coding region: 1-1059 (352 amino acids)
Source: RefSeq, a predicted model, not a curated record
AUGGCAUAUGCUCCAUCGCCGCACUUUUGGGUAACCCUCUUUCGCACACUGCUCAAUACUUUUGUCCAUUCCGCUGGGGGCGAUCCACUACUUGCACAAGCUCAUGCCAUCUGGCAAAAUGAACCUGCACGUACCGAUAAUUUAUUCCUGCUAGUGCCUAUUGCUUUCGGGAUCAUUCUGGACUUUCUAAUUCGGUAUAUUCUUGGGCAUGUCUUAAUGUCUAUAUUGAUACUCGAGAGCUUGGAUAAGCAAGCUACCAGCUAUGAUUCUGAACUUAGGCACAAAAGGCCUGGUCCAUCCAGCCGUCACCUAAUUCAAACCAUCGCCACUCUCUACCACAAGGGCAAUCUCCGUCUCCUCCUGAAUGGCAUUGGCCCUGCCUGUAGCUACUGGAUCAAGCAUUUGUGCGCGAGAAGUAUGUUGAAGACAGCAUUAUUCCUUCCUAGCCCGGUCGCAUAUAUCUUAGCCUCGGUCCUGCUCGCUGAAAAUCGAUUCUUGUGGACUGCGCGCACCAUACUUCCGUGCGACCAGCAGCCUUUUGUGCCGACCUCCCGCGAUCGCCAACGAUGGAAAGCCUUGGUGCCAGCAACCGCACUGCAUGCGGUCAUUGAAUCGUUCAUGAUGCAUUUGCCUGCCCUGUUUGACAGCGACCUCUCCCUGCCCACUGAAACAGAGAUCACGAAAGCGUAUUUGUCGGGUAUUGUUGGAUCUGACAUCUUAGUGUCAGGAGUCAUGCUCGCCGCACAGUUGCUGCUCCUGUUUCCUUCGUUUAUAGCGUUGAUUCUCGUUCAGGCCAGUCUGUUGCCGUCUGCUUGUGAGACAUUGAUCUCUGCGCCGGUGAACCAAGGGUGGCAGCAGCAGCAGCAGCAGCAGCAUCGUGCCAGACGGUUAGGGGAGAUUUUUUCGGUGUUUAAGAGAGGCCCGCUUCAGAUACAGGACGCGGUGAGGAUCAUCGGAGCGAGACAUGUGCUGUGGUGUUUGGAAUUGCACGGAAAGAUGUGCUUGUGUCUCGUUGAGGUUUCUGCUGUGGUACAUUUGGCGGUUUAUACUAUAAGGUAA